Zophobas morio is the source of this 1014-nucleotide messenger RNA. RefSeq lists its product as uncharacterized. The record is from RefSeq and is a predicted model, not a curated record. Gene Ontology annotation, molecular function: nucleic acid binding. Gene Ontology annotation, biological process: DNA integration. Lineage: Eukaryota; Metazoa; Arthropoda; Insecta; Coleoptera; Tenebrionidae. The coding region runs from base 1 to 1014 and encodes 337 amino acids. The transcript has a single exon.
AUGAAUGUAGAAAUAGAAAAUUUUGUCAGCAAAUGCCAAAUAUGUCAACAAUAUAGUCGAAACAAUACAAAAGAACCACUAAUAUUACACCAGAUUGAAAAAAUUCCCUGGUUCAAAGUUGGAAUUGACAUAUAUGAAUUGUAUGGAGAAGUCUAUUUACUCGUAGUAGACUAUUAUUCAAAAUAUGCUGAAAUUGCAAAUCUUAACAGAAACAUGACCUCAACCUCAGUUAUAAAACAUCUGAAAUCUAUUUUUGCUAGACAUGGAAUACCAGCUAUAGUAGUCUCAGAUAGUGGCACACAACUGAUUAGUCAAGAACUACAAAAAUUUGCAGAAGAAUGGAAAUUUCAAAUACACCCUAGUUCUCCAUAUCACCAACAAGGAAAUGGAAUGGCAGAAAGAACCAUUCAAACUGUCAAAAAACUAUUAAAGAAAACAAUCGAAACAAAAGCAGAUAUUGAACUUGCCUUACUAGCUUAUCGAAACACACCUGUAUAUGGCACCUACACACCAUCACAAAUUCUAAUGGCAAGAUUACUUCGAGAUAACGUACCGAGAUCCAAACAUCAUCUUGAAUCUCAACUAAUCGAGCGAAAUAAAUUUCAUAAAGAAAUGGAACAAGCCAGACAGAAACAAAAGAAAUACUACGACAGAAGUACUAAAGAGCGACCAAUUCUAGAGAAUCUUAUAUAUUAUCAGGACAAACCUGGCACUCGAUGGAAAAAAGGAAAAAUAGUGAAGUCACUCAACGAUCGUUCCUAUCUUAUACAAACGGAGGAGGGUAAAACCCUACGAAGAAACAAACAAUUUCUCAAACGUAGAAGGGAGGAAAUAGAUAUAGAAACGAAUAUUGAGAAUGAUAUCGGUACCAAUGAAGAACAAGACAGGGUACAACAACAUGCGACCUUAGUUGUGCCAAUUCCUCCGAAUAAUCGAAUAUCACUUCAAAAUAGACCGCAUAGAACGAUUAAGAAAAAUCCAAAGUAUUUUGGUCCCCAAUUUGUUAAUUCCUAA